Dicentrarchus labrax (European seabass) is the source of this 6254-nucleotide messenger RNA. RefSeq names its product solute carrier family 1 member 2b (gene slc1a2b). Gene Ontology annotation, cellular component: plasma membrane. Gene Ontology annotation, molecular function: glutamate:sodium symporter activity; L-glutamate transmembrane transporter activity; neutral L-amino acid transmembrane transporter activity. NCBI's taxonomy places the organism in Eukaryota, Metazoa, Chordata, Actinopteri, Moronidae. The coding region runs from base 242 to 1999 and encodes 585 amino acids. The transcript has 11 exons. The record is from RefSeq and is a predicted model, not a curated record. Gene Ontology annotation, biological process: L-glutamate transmembrane transport.
GGUUGCUGUGGCUGUGACUGGGUCUGUGUCUGGGCUGUGUUGACUCGCUCCUCUCUGGAUGCCUUGGAAGAGCUGGUGGACAGCUGAGAGCUGCUAGCUGUCAGCAGAAUUUUGGCUGUACUUGGGACCUUAUCUGCUGACAUCUGGCAACAUUUUUUGAUGGAGCAGUCGGGAUCAUCUUAACAAUUUCUUGUUCUGAUUCACUCUUAAAUACCAAAGGUUGGAGAUUUGACCCUGGUCAAUGUAUAUAGCACUUACCUCAACUCCAACAGAAAUGAAUGCCAACAGUAUGCCUAAACAAGUUGAGGUGAGGAUGCACGAGAGUCACCUGGAGCCCAUUGAGGCCAGGCCUCAGUCCAAAUGUGCCACACUCUGCUCCAAGCUGUUCAAGAACCUUCUGCUCACACUCACCGUCCUUGGUGUGAUCUUGGGAGCUGUAUCAGGGAUGUUGCUUCGCGUUGCCUCCCCGAUCCACCCAGAUAUUGUCAUGGUGAUUGCUUUUCCUGGAGACAUCCUGAUGAGGAUGCUGAAGAUGUUGAUCCUACCACUCAUCAUCUCCAGUUUAAUCACAGGUCUGGCUGGUUUGGAUGCCAAAUCCAGUGGUCGCCUGGGCACCAGAGCUAUGGUCUACUACAUGACCACCACUAUUAUUGCUGCUAUCCUGGGAGUCAUCCUGGUGUUAGUGAUCCACCCCGGCAACCCCAAACUGAAGGAGAAUCUGGGCCAAGGCGAGAAAAAUGAUGACGUGUCCAGCUUGGAUGCCUUCUUUGAUCUGAUCAGGAACUUAUUCCCAGAGAACCUGGUGCAGGCUUGUUUCGAACAGAUCCAAACAGUCACAAAGAAGGUAGAGGUGGCUAUUGAGGAGGAUGUCAAUGCCACCACCAUGGAGGGUCUGGUGGCUAACAUUACGAAGGAGCCUCAGUUCCUCAUCAAAAAGUCCCUGCAGUUCAAAAGUGGCAUGAAUGUACUGGGUCUGAUUGGUUUCUUUAUUGCAUUUGGCAUCUGCAUGGGCAAGAUGGGAGAGAGGGCCAGACUCAUGAUUGAAUUCUUCAACAUCCUCAAUGAGAUUGUGAUGAAACUUGUCAUCAUGAUCAUGUGGUACUCUCCCUUCGGUAUUGCCUGUCUCAUCUGUGGUAAGAUCAUCUCCAUCAAGGACCUGGAGGUGGUGGCCAGGCAGCUGGGAAUGUAUAUGGUGACUGUGAUUAUUGGCCUCAUCAUCCACGGAGCAAUCUUCCUGCCCAGCAUCUACUUUGUUAUCGUCAGGAAAAACCCCUUCACCUUCUUCCUGGGCAUCUUCCAGGCCUGGAUCACUGCCCUGGGGACAGCCUCCAGUGCUGGUACACUGCCUGUCACCUUCCGUUGUCUGGAGGAGAACUUGGGUAUUGACAAAAGAGUCACUCGUUUUGUGCUUCCGGUUGGUGCCACCAUCAACAUGGACGGAACUGCUCUGUAUGAGGCUGUUGCAGCCAUCUUCAUUGCCCAAAUGAACGGCAUCCACCUCGACCCUGGUCAGAUUGUCACCGUCAGUUUGACAGCUACCCUCGCCAGUGUUGGAGCAGCCAGUAUUCCCAGUGCCGGCCUGGUGACUAUGCUCUUGAUCCUGACUGCUGUAGGCCUGCCAACCCAAGACAUCAGUCUUUUGGUUGCUGUCGACUGGCUGCUGGAUCGAUUCAGGACCUCAGUGAAUGUGGUGGGUGACUCCUACGGUGCAGGCAUCGUGUACCACAUGUCCAAGGCAGAGCUUGAGGAGCUGGACGCGCAUGCAGCUAAAUCAGAUGACAUUGAAAUGAUGACGAAGACCCAAUCUUAUUACGAUGACAUGAAGAACCAUCACGAAAACAAUUCCAACCAGUGCGUCUUAACCUCUACCGCUACCACAACCGCUACCGCCACUGCUAACAAUUCUGUCGUAGUAGAUGAAUGCAAGGUAACCUCAGCCACUAACGGCUCUGCUGCGGAGUGCACGCUUGUUGAGGAGGAACCAUGGAAACAUGAAUAAUGGCAGCACAGAGAUCCCCUGCUCCUGGGCUCCACAAGCUUUCCUAUCUGGUGAAAGAGUGAAUGAAAAAAAGUCACACGAACAGAACUACUAAUUGUUUUUUAUGUAGUUUAGUUUUCUUUUCUUUUUUUAUUAGUCCCUUUAAAGGUUUUUGUAACUGUCUAUCUGACUGAUAUAUAAUACUAAUUCACUUAACCGUGAAAUGAUAACAGAGGUAUACCUUUACCUGUUAGAGCACAAUUAUGUCCUGUAUAGCAGAUACUUGCACAACAUACUUCAAGGCUUGGGGAGGGAAGGAAGAGAAAAAAGUUAGAUAAGCUAUUCCUAGCAAUACAUCUUUGUUCUACAUUUACAAGAUGAGAGAAGAAGUGGCUGUAUAAUGGGAUGCACUGAGAACAUCUUCCAGGUUUCCUAGUUAUAUAAAUACAGGUGAUUCAUUAUUCUAAUGCCAGAAGAGGAGUGGGAGUUAGAGCAUUAAUCGUGAAAACCAAUGUAAUGUUUGUACUGAACUUCCUUGCUUUACAUCCCUGUCAGUACCAUCACAAUGUGUGCAUUAGGCCACCGCUCUUCCUUUGCUCUUAUCUACUGUAAGAACAUCACUUCUUAUUCUUAAACUGUCAGAGCGUUUAAAGUGCACCUGACUGCUGAUUGCAUUGCCCAAUAUUACCCACUAUCCCUGAGGUCCAGCAAACUGAUGAAAGGGUAGGAGGCAGGGAGAACAAUAGUGAACAGGAAAACCUACCAGCACAGUCGCCGUGGGAUUAUAAAGCACAAAUCAUGCCAUGGAGCCCAUUUUUUCCCCUUUGUGUUUUUUUUUUCCUUUGUCUACUGUAAAAAAAAAGGGACUUUUUUCUUUGUGUCACCUACUGAGUGAGAUAUAAAACUUGUUUGUGUGUGUCUGUGUGUGAUAGAGAGAGAGAGAGAGCUGGGUUAAGAACAUGACCAAGUCAAUUAUAGGGACCAAACAGGCAGAAAAUCAAUCAACUCACAGAGGCCUUUGAACUGCCUCCAUAAUGUCACUCUCAAGACAGUUUUCAGUUUUCUUUCCUUCUGUCCAUUUUUAACUGAAAGGCACAGCAGUUGAUAUCACCACCUUUUCUGAUGAAGCCUCAAAACUUAAAUGAAAUAAUGUCACUGCCCUGUAUAUGAAACUUUCCUUCCCCCCCAAAAAAAGUACCUGUAAUGCCAGUGAAAUUAAAAUAAAAAUUUGCAUCAAAAUUAUUAUCAUAAAAACAAACAAUAAUUAUUAAUUGCCAUAUCUGGAUAAAUUGAAGCACACAAAAAAAAAUAUAAAGCACAAACAGAGUGAUAGAGCACAAAUAAAGCCAAAAUGCCAGUGAGGAUAAUUUUCAGUCAGAGGCAUAAUCAAAGUCAUGCACAUUAUCCUUCCAUGUUGACACUGAUCGUAUUCCAAGUUUAAAAAAUGAUUUUAAAAACACAAUAAUGGAACAGGAACAGAUACUCAGGCUUGUAUGUUUACUAUUUUACAGGGAAAAAAAUUUUGUAAUCCUCAAAUGUUUACCUGCUCACUAGAGCUUCAAGAAAAAGGCCUCAUAACAGCACAACUUUUGAAAGCUUUGACUCCAAACAGUGACAGUUCACUGCAAAGGUCUUUGAUGAAAGAUAGUGAUUUUAUAAUAUGAUGACAUGCUGGGAAGCACAUAUAGGAAGCACACAAAUACAUUUAAGACAACAUUCCAGUGGUUGAAUGAUCCUCAACCUGCGUACUAUUUGUACACUUACAUUAUUACUGAACACAGAGUACACAAAGUGAAGCACUAGAAACAUUUUUAAAAAGAAACGGAGGAAGAAGUAGCACAGCACUCAGCUGUCAGAUGGAUUCUUGGCUUGCACAAACAGUGACAGAUCAUUGAUAUAACACUCUUGCUUGCCAGCUUCUUGUUUAGCCAGACCUUAAAAGGUAAACAACAAUAUAUUUUAGCCACCAGAGCUCAAGACUGUUUCUACAAACCCUAGAUGCUGCAGCUGUGUGUCCACAUUGGUGCAAAGACGUUUUAGGAAACUUAGAACAGAACAAUGGACACUUCACAUGCAUUAUGCUAAAAUGUUGCUAUCUAUCAGGUAAAAAAAAAAUCCUCUCAUAGAACCAAAUGGCUUAAAAAGAUCUGCAAAUACAAACAAAGCUGGGCUACUGGCUGUUAAUCUUUUUUUAGCCUGUGCGAGUGAGAGGUGAGACUUCUGCGUUGUGGGUGGGAUUUCUUUAUCAGUAAUGUGUCCUUCUCUCCUGUCUUGUUUCUUUUCAUUUCAUUAAAGACAACCUUGCCUUGGAGAUGUUCACUUCAAACAAAUGCCAAUAUAAGUAACACUAGGGAAAUUAACAAAACACUUAGUACGACACUCUGUCCUUUAGUUCCUGAAACACACUCUCAGAAGACGUCUUUGAUUUUUUUAAGCUCGGCUAACAGAAGUGUGCUGUGACACAACAUAAAGCACAUUUGGUGUUCUCCUGUAAACACUGCACAGACUGAUACACACAAAAAACAAGCAUGCACACACGAUUUUUAAAAUGCACACAUUUUUAGCACACACACAAACACUCUUAGACCUCGACGGUCACUACAUUUCUAACUGUGAUCAGAGAGCUGCAGAGCACAGCACUGACACCCUGAGAGGCCCCUUGAGUCUGAUCUUUUGACCUUGUGAUCUUCAGGAAAGAAAAAAAAAAUCAACCUCUCCAGUAAGGAGAAAAUGCAGACCAUAGUGUCAAUGAUGGGGAUUGAGUGUUGAACCACUAUUAUGUUCAAACUCACGGUUUUAGAAGCAUGAAUAAAAUAAAAUGAUAAUAUUUUUUUGCACCACUAUCUUAAAAGCAUGAUAUGUUGAAGUGCCUCAUUGCACUUUGUGUAUAUAUUGUAGGUAACAGAUUUCUUUUUUUUUUUUUUUUUUCCUUUUGCUUUCUUUUUUUUUUGGGGGGUGGGGGGUGGGAAUGGUAUGUAGGAAUAUAGUUUCAUUGCUGUGACAUUUUCAAUGUAAUCCUCUAGGAAAAAAAAAUAUCAUAUGUCCUGAGUAAAAUUAGAUUAGACAAAAUGUAUAGAGAGGAAAUCGUGUAAUAAAUUGCCUGUUUUUUUAUUCUCUAAUAGCUGUUAACUAGUUGUUUUACUUACCUGUCACACACCAAUAUAUAAAUAUCUUUUUUUUUUAAUCUAAUGUAAGCAUUCUGAAUGUUUGUUCCAUGAAGAUAUAAGAAGUGUGCAUUCAUUUUCAUUGUACAUAAAUAAAUAUAUAAUUGUUCUGUUCAGUGGCAAUGCAGAAUUUUCUGGAAAUUACAGUGGUCCUGAAGCAAACAGGUUUGCAUUUAUAAGAGAAAGAAAGAGAGUGAGAAAGAGAGAGAAAGAGCGAGGGGAAGUUUCUGGUUUGACAAAGGGGGCCAACAUGAGUUAUUUUGGUUGGAAUUACUGUGAUAAAAGUUGCAGAAAAGAGAGACAAAUAAAGGUAAAGCUCAAUUUUGCCCUGUAUGUAGGAUAGAGUGAGAAAUCAAACACAGCCUAGGAGUUGAUUUGAGUGGAAGAAAAUAUACUCAGCUGCCUGUUAACAGUAGAGCAACCUUCCUCAGGUGACUCAUCUGAACCAUUUUGUCUUUUCAAUGGCGAAAACGUGCUUUAGUCUCAGGCAUCUUUGUUUACCUGGUGCGUGUGUUUAUUAAAGCUGCAAGACAUGGUUAUCUAGAUCUUUUAGAUUCUUUGUUACCCUGUCUACAUGCCACAUCUUCACAUAUCUGACCUCUGAUGUGCCACCAACAUCAUGGAGGAUUAUAGAAUUCACACUCUGUAAACUACAUUUACUCCACUUGCCUUUUUUGCUUUCUACACAGAAACUUUAUGCACGCACAAACACCUGGAACUUGCUGAGCUAAAUGGUACUGAUAGAAUGGAAAUCGAUUGACACAGUAUUUCAACCAAGAGACAGUAUAUCUUUAAGCUUGUCCUUUUCUACUGAAAUGUGUCUUUUUGAAGAAACUCCUAAACAGAGCUGAUAACCUGUCACUCCUGCCUACGACGUGCUUUCCUGAUCUUACUUUUCUAGGCCUUCCCUCUUUGUAAAGCUGUUGUAAUUUUGAUGUAAAGGCAGAGCGUAUGUGUGGGGGAGAAAAAAAAGACAAAAAAAAAAAAUGAAACAUGAAAUCUUUCCUCGGUCUAUGGUAUACAUAAAAAAAUCUGUUUCUACAUAUCAGUAAGUGUUGUACCUUUGGUGUACAUAUACAAAUAUAACUAAUAAAUGUUGAUUCAUAACUAAA